Messenger RNA from Plasmodium berghei ANKA, 1374 nucleotides. Its product is annotated as conserved Plasmodium protein, unknown function. The transcript has 2 exons. The record is from RefSeq and is a predicted model, not a curated record. Lineage: Eukaryota; Apicomplexa; Aconoidasida; Haemosporida; Plasmodiidae. Bases 1 to 1374 code for a protein of 457 amino acids.
AUGGAAAAUAAUUACUGUGAAGAUAUUUCCCUUUUUUUUUCCAUAAAAGAUUUAGAAGAAAUACUAAACAUUUUUAAUAAUGCUAAACAAGUAAAAAAAGAUACUCAUAAACUUUUUAGUUUUUGCAAUUCUUAUGAAUUAUUGUUCGACUCAAAUUGUUAUUCUGUAAUUGAGGAAAAGACAGAAAAAAAGGAAGUUAAAAAAAUAUUCUCAUUAGGUUUAUUAAGCAAUGAAAAGGAUAAAAUAUUUGAAGAAAAAAAUAUGAACAAGCAAGGUAAUAAAAAAAUAAGUGAAGAUGAAAAAGAAAGUAUAGCAUUAAAAUCAUCUGAAUUAAAAAACAAAACAAAAAAAUUUUUAUUUAAUGAAAAAAAUGCAUAUGAUCACCAUGAAUUAAUUAGCGAAGAAAUAUUUAAUUGUUUAUAUAAGAAUACAAAAAAUGCAAAAUUUACAAAAAAAUAUAAAUUGUUAAUCGAAAUAAUAAUUCAAGCUAUUAUAUAUGCAAAUAAAAUUAAUCUAGAUAUUUAUAAACUGAAUUUAUUUUUAUCUAUUAUAAUUAUGGUUAUAUACAAAGUUAUGGAAAAUUUACAAGAAAAUAUAAAAAGACAAAAAAAAAGAAAAGAAAUAACAAUAAAUUAUUUCGUAAAUUUGUUAGAAAAAAACACAAGUUAUAUUGAUCAUAUUCAGCUAAGUGAAGACAAUCGAAAUAGUGCAUUAGAAAAUGGAGAUAAUUCAAAAAUUGGAAAAAUCGAACAGAAUGAAAAGAUUGACCUAUCCAAUAAUAGCAACACCAUCAACGAUGAAAAACAUAGAAAAAAUAGUAAAAGAGAAAAAAAAGAAAAAAAAAAAAUGGAAAAAGAAAUGAAUAAUAUAGAAAAUAAUAAUAAUUUAAAAAAUAAAAAGGAACCAUAUGAUGAUAAUAUAAAAACACAAAUCCUUGAAGAUGAAAAUAAUUCGAUUCAAAAUGAGAUGCACAAGGAUAAUAAAAAUAUCGCUGACAACAAUUUAAGCUCUUCUGAUACUAUAAAUAUAAAAAAACAUAUUAUUCUUUUUCAACAUUAUGAAGCUAAAUAUAUAAUAAAAUAUAUGUUUGAAGAAAUUUUCUCAAUAUAUAAUAUAUUGGAAUAUUUAUUUUUAUUCCCUGCCCUUUCUGUAAAUUUAUCUUUUUGUAGUACAUUUGCAAAUAUAUCUCCACCUCACAAUUUUUCGACACAUAAUGAAAUAAAACAUGAAUCAGGCAAAGAACAGACAGAAGAAAAUGAAUUUGCUGCAAACUCAUACAUUAAGGAAGCACUUGAUGUUCCAUUAUUUGUACUUGAUAAAUUUUAUGACCAUGUUAAAGAAUUACAAAAUAAAAUUAAUCAAACAAUAAUUUGA